AUGAAUAGCGUGUUCCGGGACUUCUUGGAUGAAUCAGUGAUCAUCUUCAUUGAUGAUAUCCUGAUCUACUCCAAGGACGAGGAAUCUCAUCGGAAACAUUUGAGAGCCAUGCUGGAACGAUUACGAGAGCACAAACUUUUUGCUAAACUCAGCAAGUGCAGUUUUUGGCAAAAGAGUAUUGGGUUCCUCGGUCAUAUUGUUUCUGACCAGGGCGUCUCAGGGGAUCCAGAGAAGAUCAGGGCAGUCAAGGAUUGGCCCCGACCAUGCAGUACCACAGAAGUUAGAAGCUUCCUAGGGCUGGCAGGUUACUAUAGAAAGUUUUUGAAGGGAUUUGCAAGCUUGGCUCAAGCUAUGACAUGGUUGACUGGGAAGGACUUUAAGUUCACAUGGUCUGAUGAGUGUACGAGAUGA
Molecule: messenger RNA, 411 nt
Organism: Brassica napus (rape)
Lineage: Eukaryota; Viridiplantae; Streptophyta; Magnoliopsida; Brassicales; Brassicaceae
Exons: 1
Coding region: 1-411 (136 amino acids)
Source: RefSeq, a predicted model, not a curated record